This is a messenger RNA of Monosiga brevicollis MX1, 2565 nucleotides long. RefSeq lists its product as uncharacterized. The transcript is spliced from 11 exons. The record is from RefSeq and is a predicted model, not a curated record. Lineage: Eukaryota; Choanoflagellata; Craspedida; Salpingoecidae. Bases 1 to 2565 code for a protein of 854 amino acids. Gene Ontology annotation, molecular function: ubiquitin binding.
AUGGCCGACAAGCGCGAGCUUGUCCUUAUGCGAGGGCUUGCCGGGUCUGGUAAGAGUACGUUGGCCCAGGAGCUUCUACAAGCUGUCCCAGACGGGGUCAUCCUCUCGACUGAUGAUUUCUUCACCCUGAAGAAUGGUCGGUAUGCUUUUGAUCCUAGUCGCCUGGGCGAUGCACAUGAGUGGAAUCAACGACGUGCCGAGGAGCAUUGCUGCCGUCACGUCCCUCUCGUGAUUAUCGACAAUACCAAUGCCGAAGUUUGGCAGAUGAAGCCAUACGUUCGCAUCGCAGUCAAGCAUGGGUAUACGGUCUCGCUGCGUCAGCCCGACACGCCAUGGGCCUUUGAUGCCGAAGAGCUUGCGCGUCGUAACAAACAUGGCGUUCCAUUGCAAACAAUUGCAGCGAUGCUAGAGCGCUUCGAGCACAAUGUGACAGCCGAGAGCCUGCUUGGCUUGGUGGCCAAGACAACUCGCCCCUUGGUUAAAAGCACCCACUCAAAGCAGCAGCCAACAGCAGCGGCGCCGCGUGCAACAACAGACGAGCCUCCCAAGGUUGCCCCGCCACCACAAGCACUCGCCUCCCUCAAAGGCUUUGACAACCUCCCAGAAAGUCAGCGCCAAGCCUUCCUAGCCGACUGGAAUGCCAUGGAACAACGCCAGCAACAGCAAUGGGCUGCCUACGAGGCGCAGGGUGAGGAUCGACACCUGAGCGGUGUAAAGUCACGUCAAACAACAUCUUAUUUCAAACAACAUCUGAUUUGCUUGGCUGCACCCACCUGUCUUGCUCAGGGCAAACCUUGCGCCAAAGCUGCUAGCCACGACAGUUCUACAGCACCGUUGCCUUCAGGCUCCUCUGACGGGUGGGAGAUUGAGCCGCCCUCAAGCGGCGAGUCGUUGGACGCAGCAGGCGAAUUGGAUUCGGCCCAUACGGGCACAAGCGUACAGGAGGCACCCAUAGACUCACCAGCCCCAGACGACAAUGACGAAGCAUCGCCUGUGCUCGAUGCAAAUUCGCUUGCCCAGGCUAUGGCGCGUCUGGAAACGCUCAUAAAGCAGGAGCGCGCCUCUCGCGACGACUCCUGGGUGCGCAGCAUCCAAACCAUCCUCGAUGACGUCGAAGUCGAUGACCUGUCGGCGUCACAACAAGAAGUCUUCGAUCAUGCUUUGGCCACGUUAUCAGACCAUUUUUUCUCGUUUGAAGCUGCCGAUGCUGAAGCCGACGAGGACGAAGACCAACUAGCCAAUGAGGUGCAGGCAGACUCUGAAUAUGCCAUGCUGGCCGAUAUGUUCCCUGCCUGCCCUGUUUAUGUGCUUCGCGACGUGUGCCGCUACUCUGAGGAUUCCGAAGAUGCAUGCAACACGGCUUUGGCUUUGGCAGCGCAAGCGGAGGCGGAGGGCAUUAGCAUGGAGCAGGCCUGGCAGCAACGUGGGCAUCCCGCUUCAGGUCCUGAGACAACCACGAGCGCUGCAGCCUCACAUGCAGCGGAGCCGACUACGUCAUCGCCACGAACCAAGCGCAAGGAUGGCAGUCGGAAGCAGCGGUUGCAUCAAAUGUUCCCCAAUUUGUCCAAAUCAACCAUUGCCCGAAUCAUGGCGGUCAGCUCAACUUUUGAAGAGGCGCAAACCUUGGCGCGCUACACCCACGAGGGCGCCUUGGCCCAGGCCGGCAUGGGCGUGCCACAUGUGCGAUUGGCUCGCACGGGCUAUCGCCCCGUCGAGACCGUCAAUGCGUGGGGCGUGGAAGGCCUGGCCAACCCUUCCCUCCAGCAGAUCGAGGCCGAAGAGUUGGAGCGCAAGGCGCAGCGUGAGGCAGAGGCUGCACAAGCCGGCGGCAACUUUCUCCAGGAACAGUUGCAAAUGGAACGCUUGCGCGCAGUCUUUCCUGGCGUGGCUGAUGACGUGUUGUUGGAGCAACUGCGCCUGAGCGUUCACAAUGUGACAGAGACCAUCGAGACUCUUUCAAGUCAAUAUGCGCCUCGCCAAUCUGCGGUGGACGCAGCCGGCCCCACCUACGCCCUGACCUCCCAGUAUGACAGCCGGACCGCCCAACCCAGCCCCUUGGACCGGCUGAUGGAUGUGACGGCGCCUCGCAACCGCGAUCGCGUCGAGCAACUUCGCGAUCAACGCCGCGAGCUGAUACAACGCAUGAGUGAUGCCGCAAGGUUGAGUCGUCCAGAGGAGCUGGAGGUCCUGCGUGAGCGUGUUCGCGCUUUGGACGGCGAGAUCAACUCAGCAAAUGAAGCUGCAGCCCGAGGUAUUCUUGCCAGUCACAACACGGGCUCGAACACCAACUUGGUUCUGGAUGUCCAUGGCUUGCACGUGGCCGAGGCCGAGCAUGCUGUGCAAAUGCUGCUGGACCAUCAUCGGCAGCAGUUUCGGUCGUUGGGCACGGCCUACACAGUGCGCUCCAUUGACAUCAUUACCGGAGUUGGCCGUCAUAGUCGCCAUGGCAAGCCUUUACUCAAACCAGCCGUGGAGCGUUUGGCUCGGCGCCAGAACCUGACAACCUCGCAACCCAAUGAGGGCACAGUCCGCAUCUACCUCGCCAAUUUACGGCCUAGUCGCUAG